AUGUUUCGCCGCGCUUUGCUGCUGCGGCACUCAGGGCGCUUGCUGAGCAGCGAGGCGCGGGCGCUCACCCUCGAGCAGGCGAUGACCUCCUCGCACCUCAUCCUGAGCGAGCUCGAGUCGCCGCAAAUGGUGCAGGCGAUGCAGGGCGCGGCGUCGCAGGGCGACCGGCUGCAAAAGUGGCAGACGGCCAACGCGGUGCUGAUCCAGGCGACGCUGCGCACGCUGCCGCAGGUCGGCUUCUCCGCCGACGCCGCCGGGCUGCACGCCUACACCGAGGCGUUUGCGGCGCAGGCGCGGAGCCCGCAGCCCGAGGUUCGCAGCGCGCUUGCCGGCGUCAACGUCUCCAAGUGGCGCACGCUGCUGCGGCACGCCUUCGGCUGCGACCCGGCGCCGCCGAUCGAGCGGAGCGCCGCGCGCGCGCUGGCGAUCGACAUGGUCGACGCGCUGCAGGACGAGGCGCUGCUCGCCGAGGUGGCGGGCAGCAGGGAGGGGCUCGGCUCGCGGCUCUCGGACCAGGAGCACCAGCUGCUGGUGGCGCGCGCGGUGGUCAACGUGCAGGCGGAGGUGAUGGCCAAGCACGGCUUCGAGGGCGACGCCGGCUUCGCGCAGGCGCAGGUCUGCCUGAUGGAGCACGCGCACGACGCCGUCGUCACCGCCUCGGUCGCCGCGGCGACGACCUCGCUCUACGCGCGCGCGGGCAUCAACCUGCAGGAGACGUUUCGGCAGGCCACCGGCGCGCAUUUCUCCUCCCUGCUGCUCGCCGACUCCUCCUUCCCCCGCAUGAUCGACGACUACCCGUCCUUUGGCGACUCCUCCCUCUUCGGCGCCAACGCCCACUACCCGUUCGGCCCGGUGACCGCCUCCGAGUUCAUCGCCCAGUCGCUCGUCGACGCAGGCGUGCGAACCGUUUACGGUGGCCACGGCGGCGCGCUCGUCCCGCUCGUCAACGCUGUCGUCGACCACCCGGAGCUUCUGUGGGUGUGCACUCGCAACGAGGCGAACGCGUCGCUCAUGGCGGCGGCCGACGCCAAGCUGCGGCUCGGGCUCGCCGCUUGCAUAGCGACCAGCGGGCCGGGCGCCUCCAACCUCGUCACCGGCCUCCUCGACGCGCACCUCGACCGCGUGCCGCUCAUCGCAAUCACGGGCACCAAGCCGCGCAGCGACCUGGCGCACUCCGAGUUCCAGGACAUCGACCAGUCGCGCCUCUUCGCGGCGGGCGGACUCAGCUACUCAGUCACGGUCUCCGACCCGCUGCAGCUCGUGGCGGUGAUGCGCGACGCUGUCGCGACGGCGCUCACGCACCACUGCUGCGUUCACGUCGGUGUGCCCGUCGACAUCCAGGGCGCGCUGCUCUCUGCGCCCGAGCACCUCUGCUCCGCCAACCCGGCCGAGAUGAAGCGGCGCGUCGAGGCGCAGAUUGGCGACCCGGACGACAUCGCCGGCAUCGCAGAGCUGCUCGCCUCGGGCAAGGAGCGAGAGCCUUCUUCUUCGCGCUCGGCCUGA
Messenger RNA from Emiliania huxleyi CCMP1516, 1503 nucleotides. RefSeq names its product carboxylyase. Lineage: Eukaryota; Haptophyta; Isochrysidales; Noelaerhabdaceae. The record is from RefSeq and is a predicted model, not a curated record. The coding region runs from base 1 to 1503 and encodes 500 amino acids. The transcript has 3 exons. Gene Ontology annotation, cellular component: mitochondrion; acetolactate synthase complex. Gene Ontology annotation, molecular function: thiamine pyrophosphate binding; flavin adenine dinucleotide binding; acetolactate synthase activity. Gene Ontology annotation, biological process: L-valine biosynthetic process.